Molecule: messenger RNA, 393 nt
Organism: Colletotrichum chrysophilum
Lineage: Eukaryota; Fungi; Ascomycota; Sordariomycetes; Glomerellales; Glomerellaceae
Exons: 2
Coding region: 1-393 (130 amino acids)
Source: RefSeq, a predicted model, not a curated record
AUGAACUUCAAGUCGGCUUUCCUUCUUCUCGUCGCUGCGUCAUCAGCAUGCGCCAACCCAGUUGACCUCUGCAAGAAGGCCGCGGACGGCACAGUCGAUAAGCGUUGCGGUGGUCCCAUCCUUGACCAUUGCAAUUGCAAGAUGUGGGUCCCUGGAAAGACCGCGGCUGAUCCUCGUCAAUACCUGUCUGGAGACUUCCCAUACGGUACUGGAGUAACUCAAGGCACCAUGAAAGCCACAGGAGGCGCGGGUCAAGGCAGCGUCUGCGCGGUCACCUGGGACAGAGGAGACAAUGGACGUUGUGGAUACUGGAAGCAGAUCAGUGGCCCAACUGGGUCGGGAUGCCAGCAAUACCAGAAUGUUUGGUUCAGCUGCGACGAAGUUUACGCAUAG